AAGGUCUCUGUAAGGCAUUAUAUAUGCCCACUUUUAUGUACGCCUCUCGUAUAUCUAGACAUCUUUUGAUAAGGCAUUCAAUCCUCAAACUAUUUAUAGAGUACAGUAAUAACGCGUCGCGACCGCAGUUGUAAUUCAACGGUGCUCGCUUAAAGAUGCAAUUUCAAAGGGAUUCGCGAAUCUGCGCUUUUAUAAGUCGAAGAACGGUCCUUGCAAAUAGCAUCCGACCGGCCACACUGGUUGUAAGAGAUGAAAGAAUACAAGAAAUAUCAUACGACACCGGUGAAGACGUGGUACAAUAUUUAUCACAGAAAUAUCCCGGCAUUCUAUUUCACGAUUGCGGCUCGUUAGUGCUAAUGCCUGGAAUAAUAGACUCCCACGUGCAUGUAAAUGAGCCCGGAAGAACCGAAUGGGAAGGAUUUCACACCGCAACACGAGCGGCCGCGGCUGGCGGUGUCACCACGAUCGCGGAUAUGCCUUUGAAUUCUAUUCCGCCCACCACUACUUUGAACAAUCUCAAAAUUAAAGCCAGAGAAGCGCACUCGAAGAUAUUUGUAGAUGUCGCAUUCUGGGGCGGUGUGAUACCAGGAAAUCAGCACGAGUUGCAAUCGUUAAUAGACGCAGGUGUAGUUGGUUUCAAGUGUUUCUUGUGCCCGAGCGGAGUCGACGAAUUUCCACAUGUCUCCGUGAACGAUGUGGAGAAAGCCUUUCUGCAAUUGCUGUCUACGAAAACUGUGCUGGCGUUUCACGCUGAAUGUGAGGAAUCCGAGGGAACAAAUCUGUUAACCGAUGAUCCAAAAAUGUACGAAACUUUUUUACGUAGUCGUCCUGAUCUCAUGGAACUUAAUGCCGUAAAAUUAAUUUGCGAUUGGUGCAUAAAAAUCGAGCUAGACAACAUUUGCCAUAAGAACAAACUGACGCCAUAUCAAGGAAAGGUCCUAUUUGGAAAAGUAGUCGCAACUGUUCUCAGGGGAACAUUCAUUUUCAAAGAAGGAAAUAUCUGCGACAAGCCUAUGGGAAAAUUAUUAUUAAAUGCAAAUAUCUUACAAACGAUAGAAAUCCAAUAAACUUUAUUUCGUAGCUUGUAGAGCAAGUUCUUUACAGUUCUUUUGUUUCUAUUUUAAUAUGGAUUAUUAAUAAUAAAAAAA
This is a messenger RNA of Pogonomyrmex barbatus (red harvester ant), 1148 nucleotides long. Its product is annotated as allantoinase, mitochondrial-like. Gene Ontology annotation, cellular component: cytoplasm. NCBI's taxonomy places the organism in Eukaryota, Metazoa, Arthropoda, Insecta, Hymenoptera, Formicidae. The record is from RefSeq and is a predicted model, not a curated record. Gene Ontology annotation, biological process: purine nucleobase catabolic process; allantoin catabolic process. Gene Ontology annotation, molecular function: cobalt ion binding; allantoinase activity; zinc ion binding.